Pseudophryne corroboree (corroboree frog) is the source of this 4104-nucleotide messenger RNA. RefSeq names its product KIT ligand (gene KITLG). The transcript has 10 exons. Gene Ontology annotation, molecular function: cytokine activity; stem cell factor receptor binding. Gene Ontology annotation, biological process: cell adhesion; positive regulation of cell population proliferation. The record is from RefSeq and is a predicted model, not a curated record. Lineage: Eukaryota; Metazoa; Chordata; Amphibia; Anura; Myobatrachidae. Gene Ontology annotation, cellular component: plasma membrane. The coding region runs from base 202 to 1002 and encodes 266 amino acids.
AGAGUGCACAAUCCGAGCAACUGUCUGUGUGUGAGAGAGGCUUACCCGGAGAUUACAGGAGAGGCAGCAGAGUGAUUCACUGAUUACCAGUAGUGUACAGGAAAACCCAAUGCACGGAUUAGCUCAAAUAUGCUGGGGCUCUACAACAGCUAAAGGGAUAUUAUACAAGCUACCUGAGCUGGAUUGCUGCAUCCUUUCCUUAUGAAGAAGACAAAAACUUGGAUUAUCACAUGUAUUUAUCUUCAACUACUUUUGAUUUGCUUUGGAAGUCCGUGCAGUAACCCUGUCACUGAUGCUGUGAAUGACAUUGAAAAACUGGUUGGAAAUCUCCCAAGCGAUUACAUUAUGCGUCUGAAACGCGUCCCAGUAAAAGAUCAUCUGGCAAAACACUGCUGGUUUUACGUUAUGCUGCAUGAAGUGUCGUACCGCCUAGAAGAACUGUUAUCCAAAUUUUCCAAAACAUCACAAAAUUAUCAUAUCUUAGACAAUCUUUCCCUAAUACUUCGAGAAAUCAGGUUCUGCGUUAAACUGAACGAGCAAGAGGAAUUUGUAGAAGAAUACUUAGAGACAAUUCCAGAGGGGCAUGUGAAUCCCAGUGAAUUUUUUAAAUAUGUAAACAACACUAUUAACCUUUUCAAGGAUAUAAACAACACACACUAUAUUGAUACAUGUAUGGUACCUACAGAUGGUCCUGAAGAAGGGGAUAAUGUCACAAAGGGAAACACACAGUAUGCAUCAAGUAAAUUAAAAAAUAGCAGCAAAAUUGGGCCCCUAGAACAAGCUCCAUUUAGCAACAGUCCAUCAUUACCAUGGCCAAGCAUAGCCUCAAUAACAUUGGCAUGUCUAGUCAUUGGAUUUUUAUUUGGUGUUAUGUGCUGGAAGGUAAAGCACCAAAGAGGUCAAGCAGAGAAUGAAGUUCCUGAAAUCCACAUUGAUCAAACAGAGGCUAAUGAAUUAAAUAACAUGCUACAACAGACAGCAACAAAUGUCUCUGUAAUAUAGAGGUUCUCAGCAAUAUCUGGUUACAGCACUAGGUUUGUUUUCUGGAGUGGUUAAAAACAGACUCUUACCCUUGUGAUGCAACAAACUUGUUUGGACUCCAUUGUGAUAAUGUAGAGAUGAACUCCAUCAUUACCACUGAUUAGACUUACCCUCACAGUAAUAUGUGCCUCACUGGACUGUUAUCAUGCACAUUAAGAGUGAGGAACGUCUGUGAGUGCGGGUCAACAGAGAACCAUAGCUACGCCAAACUCUAAAAGCCUACAGAAAUGUCUGUGGUAUUAUCCUGCCAAGAUGGAAAACAAAACAAAUUUUGGGAUCACCGGAUAACGAUUUGUUUUUCUGUUUGGAUUGAUCCAGCUGUUAAUCAGCAUUGUGUUCCAACCAUCUGCAUCCAUGAGACAGACCAGAAUGUACUGUAGUUUGAUGCAAAUCUGGGAUCUUAAGCACUCCCUGUUAUCCUGGCUUAAGGAAUACGGUCACUGCAUGACAAGAACCAAGCCCAGUGACAGUAGUGCAAAGAUAUUUUCAUAGCAUAUUGUAUAUCUGUGGAUCAGUUCUUUAGUUACCAAGAGCCUUGUUGCUCCAAAGUUAGCACAAGAGUCAGGAUCUACAUAUAUACUUUUUUUUUUAAGUUCACAUAAUAAAUAUAUUUUUUUAUAUUGGACACACAUUUCUGUACAUAGAGUAUUAUAAUAUGUACCACUUACAUUGAGUUGGUGACUCUGGUGGCUUAAUGGGCCUGGUAAGAUUAAACACAGAAUUAUUUUAUAUAAUAUGACAAAAAUAUGAAUGACAUUAUCUAUUUAACUUCACUUCACAGUGAAUUAUUGUGGUGCAGUGCUCAAUGCAGUCAUUCAAUGGAUAAAUGCACAGUGUUUGUGCCAGAAAGAAUGUUUCUCCAGACCAUUACCAUGGGAAAUCAGUGCUGGUGCUGGAAAAGAGAGUGUAAAAAAUAAAUGCAUUCAGUUUUGUCCUGAAUGGCAUAAGAAAGUGGUCUGUAUUUAUAUGCAAUUUAAAUUAUUUAUUGCAACCAUUUACUAUAGUAGAAAUUUACGAUCUUAAAUACUUUAUUACAAAUCUGAUGUCAUAACAUAAAUAAUUAAUCUUACAGCAUAUGCCAGUUGUAACAUUUGCUAGUAGUGCUUCAAUGGAAUCUGUUAUAAUAUUUUUCUCAUUUUAUCCUGUGAAUGUUAACACUGACAUGAACUGAUGGUAAUCUUUCUUAUAAGUACACCUACUUUUUUAAUUUCAUGUUUUUUCAACAGAAUUGUCAAUAUAUUUUCAAAAUGUGAUAUUAGUAGAAGGAAAAAUAUUGCUAAAAAGUGUUUUGAUAUAUACAUUUCUGUGUGUAUUUUUCUGUCAUGUACAGUAUAUCAAUCUUUUUCAUCUCCUGGAGUGUUUCUAUAUAUGUGUCACUAUGAGUAUCAAGUUUGGGCCAUUUCAAUAAAUAGAAAAAAGGGGCAUUUGCCUCAUUUCCACAGGACAUUAGCCCACCAUUUAAUCUAACCUGAUUAGGAUAUGCACUAAAAGUGUUGUUGUUUUUUUUUUAGCUCCGUAGUAUGGUAGUAAAACAAGAAAUCACAUUCUAAAGUUUUUGCUUCCUUCAUUAAAGUUAUUUGCCCAGCAAAAUCCAAAAAGUGUUAAAACAAUACUAAGCUGAAACAUAAAGGGGUCUACCACUUAAAAAUCAAUGUUAUUAAAUCCCAUCCCUUCCCAACAGUGGUAAUAAUAAUUGGGAUCCUGCCACUAGGAUACCCAGACUCCACUGAUUUUAAAAGGUUCCCUUUUCCUUUUAAAAAUAAGUGGCUAUCUGUCAAUAACCUUCUAGGCUGCGGGAGAGAGCUGACACAUUGUCUGUAAUAGAAAGCCUAGAGCUUACGAAGACAGCUGAGCAGCACCAAAGAUGAACAACAGCUGUACCGACUAUAUGAAAGUUCCAGGACCCUACUAAAGGGAAGGAGUUGAAUAAAAAUUAGCUUUAUCCCUAGAUCUAGCAAAUGUUAUACAAUUCUGCAAAGAUUUAGCUGUUCGCUUUAUGUUGCUACUCAAGUUUUGCGAAUUAGUAUGGGGUCCGCAAAUGUGAUCUUUUCCUUGGACCCACAAAUACCAAAAAGUGGUCUAGGUUUAGCCAGCACCUCUGUCUGAUUAGAACUUAUCAAUCAUCCUGGAUGGCAGAAAGCUAGGUAAGGAUCAUUUUAUAGACAGGGAACUCAGAAGCUUACUUGAAAAAAUUAUUUUCUUUCUUUCUAGUUUAAUAUUUGGAAAAAAAACAUUGUUAUAUUUGCUUACCUAGAAUAGAACUUUCCUGUGAACUAAAAUAAUAUAUCAAGCUUAUUUUACAUUAUGAUAUAUACUUGCCAUUAAAAUUGUGGUACAUUUAAAAUUAUGUUUUAAAAGUACGAAGGGUUAACAGAAACCUAUACUUUUAUUUACCAUCUAGAGUUUGCUGGGUUCAACAGGGUCUCCGACCAGUCUAGUGGACAACACCAUACUUAAUCCUCUGUUUGCUAAACGGCAUAUCCAAUUAGGCAUGGACCUAUUCAAUUAGGUCCUACAUCCCCAUGCGUAACAAGGGUUUUUCCUCGAAGCCUCCGGAGCUGCAAGGAAAAACCCAUGGUCAACGCAUCCGCUAGUGGUUAACGUGCGGGAAAGACCAUAGGUUUCUGCCCUUUACAUGGAAUCUAUGGGUUAACACAGGCUACCCCUGAGUUUACCAUGCUGAAAAAAUUGAAUACUGUAGCUCUGGGUGUUAAACCCAGAGGUUUUCCAGCAUGCUAACCUAAGCGUGUAUUUGGAUAUGCUUUUAAUUCUUUUUGAAGGUGUCAUUGUCCUUAUGAACCUACUGAUGUGGCAUGGUACUGUUAAACUUAUCUAGGACCAAAAAAGGGUUGAAAUUAAGUAGAAAUUCAGUUUUUUUGCUCAAUAUUACACUCAAAACUAGAUUCUUUACUGUGUUCAAUGAUGUGGUCAAUAUGAAUUCAAAUUAAAAACAGGUAUUUGUAAUGAGAAGUGGCUUGAUAAUGCAAACAAAUAUGAGUAGUAUCUCCUAGAACAUUGUCUGAUAUUUAUUUCAUGUUUUUGAAUAAAAACACUUUUUACUUU